Molecule: messenger RNA, 3578 nt
Organism: Quercus lobata
Lineage: Eukaryota; Viridiplantae; Streptophyta; Magnoliopsida; Fagales; Fagaceae
Product: kinesin-like protein KIN-14L
Exons: 20
Coding region: 104-3256 (1050 amino acids)
Biological process (GO): microtubule-based movement
Cellular component (GO): microtubule cytoskeleton
Molecular function (GO): microtubule binding; ATP binding; microtubule motor activity
Source: RefSeq, a predicted model, not a curated record
ACCCAAAACCAAAACAACCAUAGUUCACUCUCUCACUCUCUCUGUUCUAUUUCAAUUCCAAGUGCUUUUUCAAGAAAGCAAAGAGAUUGGGUGGCUUUUUACAAUGGAGGACAGUGCAAGAAGUGGGUUGCGUGAAUUCAAUUUGGCUUCAAGAAAGGCUGAAGAAGCAGCUUGGAGGCGAUACCAAGCAGUCAGUUGGCUUGAAAGUUUGGUGGGUCCACUGGACAUAUCGAAGCAGCCAUCAGAGAGGGAGUUCAUUUCUUGCUUGAGAAAUGGUCUGGUCUUAUGCAAUGCCAUCAACAAGAUUAACCCAGGAGCAGUGCCCAAGGUUGUGGAGAAUCCGUCACAUUUACAAUCGGUCCCCUGGGAAUCGCAGCCACUGCCUGCCUAUCAGUACUUUGAGAAUGUCCGGAACUUUUUGGUGGCUGUUGAAGAGCUGAAGUUGCCUGCUUUUGAAGCUUCUGAUCUUGACAGAGAUGCAAUGGAGGCAGGGUCAGCAGCAAAGGUUGUUGACUGCAUAUUGACUCUUAGAUCAUAUCAUGAAUGGAAGCAGAUGGGUGGUGGGAAUGGAUUUUUAAAAAAUGUUAAAUCUCCAUUCUCCGUGCAUUCUGCUAGUAGGAUGCAUCCUAGAGCCUCAGCUGCAAUCUCGUCAGACUCCUGUAGGCGCUUAGAUAUGUCUGCAACAUGUGAGAAACAGCCACCUAUUGACAGUGACAAUCAAAAACAGCCACCUAUUGAAGCAGAUAUAGAAUUAAUUGUCAAGUUAAUUGUUGACUGCAUGGUUGACUCAAAAGAAAACAUUGAUGAGAACCUCCUUGCUUCCUCCCGUAACCGAAACAUGGAUCCAGUAAAGCUAUUCAGUAGAAUCAUGUCAAGUUGUUUGGAGGAACAGGUUCAGAAUAAGUUCCCUGAGUUGCAAAUGAAGUUAAAAGAUUUAUUGAAAGAUAGAAGUAGCUCAGCUCUCCGAUCGACACAUAUGCCUUUGGAGGAAAUAUCUCCCCUUGAAAAUUCCAAGAGUUGCAGAGCUUGCUUGAGCAAAGGUAACUGCAAACAUAGGAGUCUAUUUCAAAUGCAAGAAAAGGAACUUUUGGAUCUCAAGGGCCUUUUGUCAUCAACAAAGAGGGAAUUCAACUACUUGCAGUCCCAGGUGCAGAGAGAUUUGAAAGACCUAGAAAGUCAGGUACAGGAGUUGUCUUUUGCUGCUGUUGGAUAUUACAGGGUUGUAAAAGAGAACAGAAAUUUAUACAACAUGGUCCAGGAUUUGAAAGGUAAUAUUCGAGUUUACUGUAGAAUUAGACCAUCUUUCAGUUAUGAAGCCAAAACUGUGAUAGAUUUCGUUGGAGACAAUGGUUCACUUGUGAUCUUAGACCCACUAAAACCACAAAAAGAUGGAAGGAAAGUUUUUCAGUUUAACCGGGUGUUUGGUCCAGCUGCCACCCAAGAUGAGGUUUUUAAGGACACACAACCACUAAUUAGGUCUGUGAUGGAUGGUUACAAUGUAUGCAUUUUUGCCUAUGGUCAAACUGGAUCUGGAAAAACACAUACCAUGAGUGGUCCAUCAGGUGGGUCAAUGAAGGACAGGGGGAUUAAUUAUCUUGCUCUGAAAGAUCUGUUCCAGCUGUCUAAUAGAAGGAAGGACAUCAUAAAUUAUGACAUUCAUGUCCAGAUGGUCGAAAUAUAUAAUGAACAAGUACGAGACCUGCUUACAGAAGAUUCAUCAACCACCAAAUUAGAGAUUCGGAGCUGUACUGGUGACAAUGGCUUAAGUCUUCCAGAUGCUACAAUGCAUCCUGUUAAGUCCACCACUGAUGUUCUGAAUUUGAUGAAACUUGGUGAGGUGAAUCGUGUUGUCAGCUCUACCGCAAUUAACAACAGUAGUAGUCGUUCCCACAGUGUCCUCACAGUACAUGUGCAUGGAAAAGAUAUAUCAGGAAGCACUCUCCAUAGUUGCCUGCAUCUGGUAGACCUUGCCGGAAGUGAACGAGUGGACAAAUCUGAAGUUACAGGAGACAGGCUUAAGGAGGCACAGUAUAUUAAUAAGUCUCUUUCUUGUUUAGGAGAUGUUAUUACAGCCUUGGCUCAGAAAAGCUCUCACAUUCCUUACCGAAACAGCAAACUCACACUUCUUUUGCAAGACUCCUUAGGUGGACAUGCUAAAACAUUAAUGUUUGUUCAUGUGAGUCCGGAAGAAGAUUCAUUUGGUGAAACAGUCAGUACUUUGAAGUUUGCUCAGAGGGUUUCAACUAUUGAACUUGGUGCUGCUCGUGUGAACAAGGAGAGCAGUGAGGUUAUGCAACUCAAAGAACAGAUUGAGAGCCUUAAAAAGGCCUUGACAAGAAAGGAAACACAGAAUAUGCAGUUCAGCAAAAUAAAGGAGCCAAGAUCUCCAACUGAAAGACCAAAAGCAGUGCCUGAGAGAACCCCUCCACGUCCUCGAAGACUGAGCAUUGAAAAUUGUAGCGCCACAAAGACUGAGAAAGCAAUGAAUAAUGAAGAUAGGAAGGGAACCCCUUCCAUACCAACUCGUUCAAGAAGAUUGAGUUCAGAAGGUCAAAAAUAUGCUAAGAAGGAUAAUUUGCUGAUAAAAUUGUCAGAUGAUGCAAUCAAACCUCAACCAUUUGAUGCAGUAUCAAUCCCAAAGUAUGGCCAAAUUCAAGAUGCAGAAGCAGUUACAAGGCCUUUUGGGCAUUUCAGCAAUGGUGGUUCCAUGAUGGAGGCCUCUCAUGCCAAGGCUCCUCGAAGUCCUACUAGUACUACCUAUCAGAAGCGAGUUAUUAGAACAGAUGGUAGAACACAAAUUCCUACUCUUCAGCUACCAAAGUCACCUGAACCGCCGAUACAUGCCAGAAAUGAGGUUCAGAAUAUGAUGCAAAGUGAGCUCACUCUUUCUACAGAUUUCCAAACACCCAACUUGAUUGGUAGCACAAAUGGUAAGGGAUCUCAAAUAAGGAGAUCACUGCGGACAAUUGGAAAACUGAUCAACGUCUCUGAGAAAAGGAACCAACAGAAUUUGAUGGAACUCCAGACACCAUUCAAAGGUGCUACUAAUGUCAUUGGUCCCAAGUCACCAGUGACAGCUAAUGCUAGGACUCAUAGGAGACAAUCGCUAACUGGCAUUCCAGCGUCAGGGUCUGACAAGUCCCGAAGAUCUUCUCUUGGAGGGAAGUCAAAUGAUUCUAACACAAAAGAAAAUAGGAAUGCUAAGACACCUCCUCCAGUACACCCAUCAACAAAGAUAAGUAAGAGGUGGCUAUAAAUAGUAUGAUGAUGCUAGUUGUAUGACUGCAGCGGCGGUGCUUUGACUCGAAGCAUACUGACAUUGCUGACAUUUGAGUUACAACAUAACUCCAACAUUUGCCUAGAAAGAGAUUUUUUCUGUCGGAUUGUGUUAUCUGAGGUGAUCAACAUGCUGCCCACGUAGAAAGGGAAUAAAAUGUCUCCUUGUUAUUGAUCUACUUGAUUCUAUAGCCCAAUUUUGACUGCAAAAUGUCUUUGCUUGUUAACUAAUUCUUCAUCACUUCAUGUAAAAAUACUGAAACGCUGUGAUUUUUUUUGUAAUAAAAGGUUUCGUUUUCCAA